AAUAAUAAUUAAAAUAGAUAUUUAAACUUUUAAAAUGGGGAUUGUAACAUUUUCUACCUUAUAAGGUAGUGUGAGAAUUAAAUAACAGAGGCAAAUUGUCUAGGGUAAGGCCUCACCUAUGCCCUUAAUGUUUGCUACUGUUAUCAUUAGUUAACAAAAAGUGGGCUUGCCUAAGGAAAGACAUUUUUCUUGGUUACUGUUGAUUUUCUGGUGCAGGACUUUCUGCUGGCAAGUGAACUUCAUAAAGUGCUGUUCUCCUGCAGUGCUUCACCCACUUGUCCUGCCAGAUAAUUGGAGAUGAAGGGAGGAUUUACAGCAGAUGGCUCAUACGCUCUUUGACAUCAGUUGGCAUCAAAUGUGCAAAAAUUGCAAGUUGUACUGGCUGUUUCACUAGAGUAGCCACCCUUUGGGUGGUUGUUUUUAUGCAUUUAAUAAUUUUCAGGAGUAAUUUCUAGUUUUUAUUUUUGUAUUUGGAAAUUCUCAAAACAAAGGUAAUUUUAAUUAAAUGUAUAAAAUCUUAGCAAUUCAGAUCUUUUAGCAGAACAAAUAAAUACAUUUUUGUAAUAGGUGGGUUUUCAUCUUUCUAAAAGUUUAGCAAUAUUGUUUUUCUGUUUGCAAACUUGGUAGAUUCCUCAGACUGGGAAUAUUUUUGAAAAUUUGAGAUCCAGGCCUUUCAAAUUGCAACUCGUGUGUUUUCUUUCUUUCUUUUUUUUUUUUAUGUUCCUCAAUAGCUUUUUUGUUAUUGUUUGUAAUAACUGUGCUUCAAGAGUCUGCUUUGGUUCAUGAACUAAAGCCUAAAGUGUAGAUAUAAGGAUUUUAUGUAAGUUAUGAAAGUAUGUAAAUAUCAUAUAGGUAUUAUAGAAAGUUAUAUAUUGUAAUAACCUGUAAGGGAAAAGAAGCUGAAAAAUAUAUAUAUAACUUACUUUGCUGUUCAUCUGAAACUAACACAAAAUUGUAAAUCAAAUACAUUUCAAUUUAAAAAAGAUUAAAGUAUAAAGCCUAAGGAUUAUACUUUAAAAUAAAGCUUCACUGUCUUCCAAAGAGUGUAACAUGACAUCUCUGGAAUGGAUACAUCUAAACAUAGCUAUGAAUAUAUGGAAUAUGCACAUUUGUUUCAAAACAAAUACUUUCCUUUGUGUUGCAAACAGAACCCGUGGAAAUGUACUGUUUUUCAUUUCUGUGGUGCGUUAAGCUGCAUUUCACUCCUUCCAACUAAUGGAAAUACACUUAAGCAGCUGUAAAGUUGAGGCCAGUUUGUUUCUCACAGAACUAUUAAAGUCAACAUGAAUUAUCUCUAGAAUUUUGGUAGUUGUAAAGAAAUUGAUUAUUUUACUGGAAACCCUAAGCUGACUCUUAACUUUACAGUAGAAACUUCGUGUAAAUGUUACAGGGGUUGCUUGUGAGGCCUGAAUAUAAGUGCCUUGGGUAGUAAGUGGGCUUAGUGUCUGCAUAGGCAAGUGCACACUGUUUGUGUGUCAUCAAGUCUUAAACAUUUUCUUCGCUGAGGUGGAGUAAAGAAGUUUCUGUUGCUUAAUUAGUUGUUCUUUCUGCCUCCAUUCUCCUAUUCAGUCUGCCCUUCAGGCCCUGGCAAAUUAGUCUCAAAACAGCACUGCUUACAUCGCUAGAUUGCUCAAAAACUUUUAAUUGUUCAGAGAAUAAAGUCCAGUACUUUUGAUAGUCAGCAUUCUCCUUGUUCACUUUCAAGCCAACCUGCCAGUCCUCCUGCAGAUGUCUCUAUUUCAGCCGCCUCUUCUGCUUAUUCUCAAACAUGUCACUUGUAGUCCAUCUUCAUAUUUUUUUCAUCUACAUUUCUGUGAUUGGCAUCUUUUUCCUGUCCUCUCCAUCCACUCCAGAUUUAACCCUGUUUUAGGCCAAGCUUACAUCCUAGUUUCUCUUCAGAGGUUUCCCAGGUGAUUUGCUUUUUACUCUAAAUUUCUUUAGUUACUUUUUCCUUACUACUUUAGUACUCACAUGAGAGAUUUCAUGUAUGCAUAUUUACAUAUAUUUUUAAUGAGAAACCAAAUUCAUUAAUUUAAAUAUAUGAAGACUUCUAAAAUCUACAAGAGAAGAAAAAACUAAAAAAUCUGUAAAAUGUGUGAGCGUACAAAUCACAAAAGAAGAAAGGAAACAUACUGGGGACAUUUCUUCAAGUGCCUCAGGAAGAUUGACAUAGUUAACAACAUCACCAUUUCUCCCUUUCACAUCAGCAAGUUGUGGUCUAUAAAAAUUGUCACAUGGGUAAUACAUAUUCGUCUAAAAAAAUAAUAAAAAUGCCCCAAAGAAAAAAAUGUAAAAUCGGUUGAAAUUCAUUGUUCGCAUUUUGCUGUAUCUGCUUUCAGACUUUUUCUAUGCAUAUGUGUAAAUUUGUGCCCACAUUUAGAAAUACAUAUUAGUAUUGCAUAUAUUCUCCUAAAACUUGGCUUCUUCCAGUUAAUAUACCAUGAAUAUCUUUUCAUUUUAAUAAAUCUCCACACAAUUGUUAUUAAUAGCCAUUUAGCAUCCCAGUGUAAUACAUAUAUUUAAAACCUCUUUUAGAUAUUUUAAUUGUUUAUAGUUGUUACAGUUCUUGUUAAAAGAAAUUCUUCAAGGGACAUUUUUCUACAUCUACAUAACAUCUCCCCCUCACACCAGUUUUACUGAGAUAUGAUUGACAUAUAGUACUGUAUAAAUUAAGGCGUAGAGCAUGAUGACUUGUGUACAUCAUGAAAUUAUUACCACAAUAUGUUUAGUGAACAUCUAUCAUCUCAUAUAGAUACAACAUUAAAGAGAUAGGGAAAAAACAGGGAGUUCGCAUUGUGGGGCAGUGGGGUAGGGAUUUGGCAUUGCCAGUUGUGGCAUAGGUUGCAGCUGUAGCUCAGAUUUGAUCCCUGGCCUGGGGAACUUCCAGAUGUUGUGGAUGCAGCUGAAAAAGAAAAAAAAAAGAAAUAGAAAAAAAGGUAUUUUUUUUCCUUGUGAUAAGAACUCAGGAUUUACUCUUCUUAAUAACUUUCAUGUAUAAUGUGGAGCAGUGUUAAUUAUCAUGUUGUAAAUUACAUCCCUAGUACUUACUUUGUAACUAAAUUUAUAUGUUUUUAUUAAUUCAUUUGCACAUAUGCAUAUAUAUUUUUAAAAUAUAUUUACAUAUAUUAUUGAGGGGAAGUUUUUUUUUUUUUCCACUUAAGGAUGUAUUAGUAUACCCUUAAGGGAAUGUAGCAUAAUAACACAUUUAGUCUGUGUUUAAAUGUUUGUCAUUGAAGUAAUCCUGUAUUUGGCUUAUUAGAAAAUUCUUCACAGUUGCCCCUUGAUUUUUUUUUUUAAACACAGUUUGAAUAUACUGAGAGAUACUUUGACAAUUGUUGGAGAUGGUUCUAAUAGACAUUUUCUCUUGUUUGUGUUUUAUGAAACUAAAUUUGCCAUUAGGCUUCAUCUACUUGCUCCAUCAUGGUACUUGCCUUCUUUGGUAAGAGUAUCCUCUGGUCUGUGUCUGAAACCUCAUGAAAAUCAGAAUAUCAGAAACAUACUAUUGGACACACUCUUAAAUACUCUGGAUUGAUUGGACAUGGGUGGUGGCUUUUGCAUUUUAGGAUAAUUAGUUUUGAAAUAAGUCUCUUAAGAUGAGGCUUAUCAAAAUAAUGCUGAGAUUUAAGGAAUUAUUUUUAUUAUCCUCUAAAGCAAGUUAAAUAAUGUAUGACUUAAAAAGAUGUGUUCUGGUUAUUAAUUAGUUUAGCAAGGUUUUGAGAUCCUCUUACAAAGGAAAAUUACUUCAUUUUUUUGUUUCAUAUUGAGCACUCGUAGUUGACCCAGGAAUAUUUUUGAGGACCUGUAAUUUCUCUCCUAAACUUUUUUUUGUCUCUUCUAAGCCAGUAUCAAUGCCUAUUUAAUAGCCUAUUUUUUGUUAAGGGGAGGUCCCUGGUGGCUCAGUGGGUUAAGAAUCUGGUAUUGUCAUUGCCAUGGCAGGGAUUGGAUCCAUGGCCUGGGAACUUCCACAUAUCGUGGGCAUUUUCCAAAAAAAUGUAUUUGGAAGAUGGUAUUUGAACACUUUGGUCUCUCAUGUACUCUAUGUUAUAAAUAUAACAUAUUAGUCUAUUAAAACUGUUCUUGUUAUCAGCUACCUUUUUGUAGCUAAAUACAAUGUAUACUUUUUAAGUCUUACAAUACUGGCAUAUUUAUAACCCUUGCAUCUGAUCAUUUCUUUCUUAAAUCCAUUCUACUCUUGCCUUCCCACUUCCCCUGUGUCUAUGGCUUUUUUUUUUUCCUAUUUUUCUUUUUUUGCCUCAGUGUGCAGUAGCUUGAUGUGAGAUCUCAGUUCCCAGACCAGGGGUUGAAUGAACCAUGGCAACAGUGGUAGAAGUGCUGAAUCCUAACCACUGGGUGACGAGGCCCCCCCCCCCACUUCCUUUUCUGUGUCUUUACCUUUUUUGGCCAUGCUCACAGCAUGUGGAAGUUCCCUGGACCAGGGAUCAAACUCAAACCAUAGCAGUGACCCGAGCUGCUUCAGUGACAAUGACAGAUUCUUAACCCACUACGCCACAGGGCAAGUCCUUGAUCACCUUUCUUGGCUCAUUUUCAUCUGCUUGUCCCUUUAUCAGUGACCUUUAGAGUUUGUUCCUUGGCUCUUUUCUUUCCCCACCCUGUCUGGUCCCUGUCACCUUGUUCCUGUGGCUGUACUGUUUAGAUGCUGAUGGCUUUGCUACCUUGUUCUCUAGCACUCUCUUCUGAGCUGUGGAUCUGUAUUUGCAUCAUUCAUGUGGUGAUUGUUGAGCUACUCUUCUGUGCCUGCUUGGUCCAGGUGGUUGGGAUACAGAGUUGAGAGAACUAUGCCAUUUUUGGGUCAGGACUGGAGAUCUCCUGGAUGGAGUUGGAUUAAAACAGAAGAUGGCUGGAAAAGAUGUGAAUCCUGGAGUCAGGAGCUUGAGAGACAGAGUAACCCGUGUAACGUCAGUCACAGCAUUAUCAUAAAUAGUGAAGAUGAAGAAAUAUACAAUAAUGAAGAGCAUGAAUAUGCAUCCAAAAAAAGAAAAAAGGAUCACUUUAGAAAUGACACAAAUACUCAAAGUUUUUAUCGUGAAAAAUGGAUCUAUGUCCAUAAAGAAAGCACAAAAGAAAGACAUGGGUAUUGUACUUUAGGAGAAGCUUUUAAUCGCUUGGACUUCUCAAGCGCAAUUCAGGACAUCCGACGGUUCAAUUACGUGGUCAGACUUCUGCAACUGAUUGCAAAGUCCCAGCUGACGUCACUGAGCGGUGUGGCCCAGAAGAACUACUUCAACAUUCUGGAUAAAAUUGUUCAAAAGGUUCUCGAUGACCACCAAAACCCUCGCCUAAUCAAAGAUCUUCUCCAAGACCUGAGCUCUACCCUCUGCAUUCUCAUCAGAGGAGUGGGAAAGUCUGUCCUGGUGGGAAAUAUCAACAUUUGGAUUUGCCGACUAGAAACCAUUCUCAACUGGCAGCAGCAGCUUCAGAAUCUCCAGAUGACCAAGCAGGUGGACGGUGGCCUGACGCUCAGUGACCUUCCUGUGCACAUGCUCAGCAACAUCUUGUACCGGCUCUCGGAUGGGUGGGACAUCGUCACCCUGGGUCAGGUGACCCCAACACUGUCCAUGCUCAGCGAGGACCGGCAUCUGUGGAAGAAGCUGUGCCAGUACCACUUCGCGGAGAAGCAGUUUUGUAGACAUUUGAUCCUUUCGGAGAAAGGUCAUAUCGAAUGGAAGCUGAUGUAUUUUGCGCUUCAGAAGCACUACCCGACGAAGGAGCAGUAUGGAGACACGCUCCACUUUUGUCGGCACUGCAGCAUCCUCUUUUGGAAGGACUGCCGCCUUGCUUUGUUGCUCGAGGACUCAGGCCACCCUUGCACGGCCGCUGACCCUGGUAGCUGCUUCACGCCUGUGUCGCCGCAGCACUUCAUUGACCUCUUCAAGUUUUAAGGGCACCCCUGCCCCACCUGCCGUGGCCUGAGCAGCACCUGGUAGGACGUAUGCUCCAUGACUGAGCCGUGACUGCGGUGCCCCCCCCUGGAGAGGCCAUGGAUGGACUUGCGGGCAGGAGCACCUGUUGUGUUUCCGUCUUUGAAAGGGGGUUAGGAAACCCAGGCAAAAUCAUUUCUACUUCUUAAAAAAAUUCUUCUAAGCACAUCAAAAUUUGCAACUUGGCAUAUUUGUGAAUAUGGUUCAGAAGAGUGUAUUUUCAGCAUCAUCUCUGCUGAACUAAGACUAACAGCCAAGAAUAUGCUUAAUCGUCAAAUGAUCAUUUCUUGAUUUUGUAGUAAUUGGGGGCGGGGACAGAACAUUGGUUCUUGUAAGGAUGUUGUGCAGAAUAUUUAUUUUUCUUAAGAUGUAUUUUAACUGUACUGAUUGUGUCCCCAUGAAUGCUCAUGGAUACAGACAGAGCCCAGGGAAGUAAAUGCAUGUUUCUGGUAGCUCAGUGGUGCAGACGUCUGCCACCCAUAGACAUGAACUUGGGGCUGUGGUCCCGGGUUCAUGGACAGAGGCUGGCCGGCAGGGCCCCGACCUGUGGCCAGCCCUGUGUGGCCUGCAUUUCACUGUUCUGAAACCCCUUUUACAAAGUAAUAAAUCAUGUUCCUCUAUCGAUUUUAACUUCAUCAGUUUUGCAUCUUUCUGAAAAAAGUAGUAUUAAGGAUUUUGAUAUCAUUUAUUGAAACCUUUCAAAGAUUUUAUUUUUAAAAUAUUGCAUGUGCAUUUUAGAAAAUUUUGAAAAUAAAGUUUAUAAAAGAGAAUAAAACUUGCAUAUCACCCUGCCACUCAAAGAUAGCUGUGCUUGCCAGAAAGCAGGUAGGGGUGGCCUGGUGGAUGCAGGGGAAGAAUGGGGCCACGCACCUCAGCAAAACCACUUCUGCUCUCUUCUUAGCACAUGGGGCUUUGCAAUUUGCAUAUUUGUAAAUAAAGUUCUGUGCUGAACUAACACUAAUAAGAAUAUGCUUUAUUGUCAAAUGAUAGUUUCCUUUGGUGUGUGUAUCCACAUGAAAACUUUUUAUAAAACCAUAAGCAUUGGUAUAUACUCUUCUCAUUUUAUAACCAGCCUUUUUUUCAAGUGUUUGUGAAAAUAGGGUGUUUAUUGGCUACAUGGCACCAUGCAGAUGGAACAGUGUCACUUCGUGAGAAGCACCAGCACACGUGUGCAGCAAGUAGAACCAAGGAGACAGUCAGAUGUCUGUAGAGAUCUUCUCAGAGUGCCUGGCCUCUUUCUUCCCCAAGUGUGGACUUUUCUUAAUGCUUAGCGGCCAAUUGCUUCUGUAUUUUGUUUUGCUUUUGGCAAAUUACCCAAUACUUAUUCUUUGCCUGUUUCCCUUUUGGGGUGUUAGUAUUUUUUGUAUCAAUUUCUUUUUUUUGUUCAGCUGCACCUGCGGCAUGUGAAAAUUCUCAGACUAGGCAUCGAACCCACAACAAGGCUGCAGACUGUGUCACAGCCGCGGCAGCAUUGGGUCCCUAACCCGUGCACCACAUGGAAACUUCUGUAUUAAUUUCUUCUUAGGAGGACUUUAAUCCCUUGAAGUUGAAUUCUUUUCCCCCAGUUAAUAGUCCUGGGAGAGGAGUCCAGCUGUUCCACCCUAUCAUGCCAUUUCCACGGACAGAGACAGAGGGUGGUUCCUGGGCCCUGCCUGGCUACUUUUGGGAGAUCUGAUGACACCAAAUGGGAGGAGACAGAAGAGGGAUUGUCCUGACACCACCUCCUGUGGUGUUUCUGGGUGCGGUUCCACCAGGACCUGCCAGAUGUGGGCUGCACAGCAUCACCGCCUUCAGUGUGUCAUCUGCUCCCCUCUGGGCUCAACCCAGAGCUGCCCUGCAGGAGCCACUACCCCCAGGACACCAGUGUCUGAAGGUCCCAUUGAGUCUUCCUUUGUCUUGUGGUACCAAAGGCAUGUUCUCUCAUAAAGUCUGUGACUUGUGAGUCGGGAGGUGCCUGCCGCAUUAGGUUCUGCAGUGGACCAGGGGCUGCUUUGUGUGUGUGCUGUGCGGGGCUGUCCAUGGAGGACCUUGGCUCCUUUAGGGAUGGUACUGGGGGCUUUGACCAGGUGUAACUGUUGCUGUUUACUUUUAAAAUCAUAUAGGGGAGUUCCUGUCAUGGCUCGGCGGUUAACGAACCCGACUAGCAUCUAUGAGGACAUAGGUUGGAUCCCUGGCCUCGCUCAGUGGGUUAAGGAUCCGGCGUUGCUGUGAGCUGUGGUAUAGGUUGCAGAUGCAGCUUGGAGCCUUUGUUGCUGAGGCUGUGGUGUAGGCUGGCAGCUACAGCUCCAAUUCAACCCCUAGCCUGGGAACCUCCAUAUGCCAUGGGUGCAGCCCAAAAAGCCAAAAAUAAAUAAAAUGAAAUAAAAGGUAAGAUGUUUAUAGACUGGUUUUCUGAAGAUUCCUUAGGUAGACACACAGCAUCGUGUCUUCUUCAAAGAGGGGUGGGUUCUCACUUUCCCUUUGGUUUCGGUCUGCACGCCCUUUCUUUUCCUCACCAGCUUUCUUGCCAGACUCUCCUGUGCAUGUAGACUGUUGGGCACACACACAUCCCUGUGUCUUACUGGGAAGGUCUUGGUCCUUUGCCCAUGGCUGUGGUGCUGGGCACCACUAUGGGCUCCUUAUCAGGGGGCAGACUUAGCUUCUAGCCUCACUUUUUUAGUUUUUUUUUUUUUUUUAAUCAGGAAAGGAUGUUGGAAUUUUUCUCCUGCUCUUUCUGCAUCUGCAGAGACAGUGGUCAUGUGUUUGACUUUUGUUUGCUGAACCAACCUUGUAUUCCCAGGCCCAUGGCCCAUGUGGUUUCUACACCAUUGGUGGGUUUAGUUUGCUAGGGGGUUUUUUUGUUCUUACUUCUCUCUCUCUCUGUUUUUGGCCGCCCGGCAGCAUAUGGUGUUCCUGGGCCAGGGAUCAGAUCUGAAGCCACAGUUGUGACCUACACCACAUCUGUGGCAACUCCAGAUCCUUUAACCCACUAUGCUGGGCUGGGGAUUGAACCCCGUUCUUGGCAUUGCAAAGACACUGCCGAUCCUAUUGCGCCACAGUGGGAACUCCUAGUUUGCUGGUUUUACUGAGCAUUUUCACAGGCAAGAUUAGCUGUGCUUUUCUGGUGACGUCUUUGUCAGGUUUUGGUAUCAGACCCCUAGGCUGGACUUGCCUUGUUCCCUCCCAUUCUCAGGAGGAGUUUGUGAUGGGCUGGUGUGUGAUCCUUCUGUAAAUGUUAGGGUGAUUCCCCGGAGACCCAAUACCCAAGUGUCCACCAACGGAAAAGGGCCAAAAAGACCAGUCCUCCACAGGAUGUUGCAUCCUCCAAAGACAUUGUCACUCUUUCCUGUUUAAGAGAAGACCUGCACCAGACAUGAGAGACACCUCAGCUGUGUUUUGUCUUUUGGAUAAAAUUUUCACUUUUCAGAGUUCCCUUCAUGGCUCAGUGGUUAACAAAUCUGACUAGUAUCCAUGAGGACGCAGGUUCGAUCCCUGGCCUUGCUCAGUGGGUUAAGGAUCUGGCAUUGCUUUGAGCUGUGGUAUAGGUUGCAGACGCGGCUCGGAUCCUGAGUUGCUGUGGCUGUGGUGUAGGCCAGUGGCUACAGCUCCGAUUCAACCCCUAGCCUGGGAACCUCCGUAUGCUACGGUGUGGCCCUAAAUUAAAAAAAAAAAAUUUUUUUUUUCACUUUUCUCUGAUAGUCAUUUGAGAAAUUUGUACAGAUGAAUGCAAGUAGCUUUUUAGUAUUUAAUCUACAUGGAAAAUUCAAAUGUCAUUAAAACUUUUUAAAUUACAGUAAAAUACACAUAAAAUUUACCAUUUUUAACCAUUUACCAUUUCUUCACCAUUGUUCAGUGUACAGUUCCCUGGCAUUAAGUACAUUGACAUUGUCGUGCAAACAUCACACUGUCAUCUCCAGAAAACUUUUCAUCUCUGCAAAAUGAACACUCUUCAUCCCCAUUAAACACUAACUCCCUAUCCCCCCUUUCUGGCCGCUGGCACCCAACAUCUCUGUUUUCUCUGUGGAUGUGAUUUCUGUAGGCCUGCCAAAUAACUGGAAUCAUAUAGUAUUUGCCUUUUCUCCAUGCUGUAGCGUGGGUCAGGACUUCCUUCCCUUGUAAGCCGGGUAGUUUCAUUGUGUGGGUGGACCACCUUGUGUUUAUCUGUCAUCUGUUGAUGGACACUGGGUUACUUCGAACAUGGUGUAUAAAUCUCUCUUCUCGAUAAUGAUUUUGUGCCCUUUGGAUAUAUAUGCAGAAGUGGAAUUGCUGGAUCAUGUGGUAAUUUUAUGUUUACUAUUUUGAGAAACUACCACACUGUUUUCCUUGGUGGGAAUAUAAAAUGGUGCAGCCUCUAACAGUGCAUGCGGGUUCCAAUUUCUCUACAUCCUCACCAAUACUUGUUAUUUUGUGGGGUUGGUUUUUGCUUAAUUAAAAAAAAUUUAAUGGUGUUUGAUUGACUUACAGUGUAUGUGUUUCAGGUGUACAGCAAAGAGAUUCAGUCAUACACACGUCCAUUCUUUUUCGGAUUCUUUUCCAUGUAGGUAAUUAGAGAAAAUUGAGUAGAGGUUCCUGUGCUGGUUGUCUCUUUCAUACAUAGCAGUAUGUGUAUGUUAAUCCCACACUCCUAGUUUCAGUUGGUUCGCUUUUGAUGGUAGCUGGGAGGGUGGUAUCUUGUAUCUUGUUAUGGCUUUAAUUGGCACUUCCCUGGUGACGAGUGAUGAUGAGCAUCUUUUCCUGUGCUUGUUGGCCAUUUAUAUGUCUUGGGGAAAUGUCUAUUCAAGUCCUUUGCCCACUUUUCAGUUGAGUGGUAUGUGCUUUUGUGGUUGACUGUAGGAAAACCACAACCCUGGAUACUAACCUUUAUCAGAUAUGUGACUUGAAAUACUUGCCCCUGUUCCCUAGGUUGCUUUUUCACUCUGCGGAUUGUGUCUUUGUGCCCAGAGGUUUUUAAUGUUGAUGUCCACUUUUCUAUAUUCUUUCUUUUGGUGCUUGCAUCUUUUGUGUUAUAUCCAGGAAUUCAUUGCCAAAUCCAGUGUCAUGAAGUUUUUUCCUGUUUUCAUUUUGAGAGUUGAAUAGUUCCAGCUCUUUGAUCCAUUCUGAGUUAGUUUUUGCAGGUGGUAUAAGGGCAGGCUCCAGCUUCAUUCUUUGGCAUGUGGGUAUCUGGGUUUCUCAGCACCAUUUGCCGAAAGACUUGGCCCCCUUGUUGAAAAUCAUGAUUUGGUAGAGACUGUACUGAAUCUGCAGGUUGCUUUGGUGGGCGUUUUCUGGUCCACAAACAGGGGAUGUCCCCCAAUUACUCGUGUCUUCGUUUUCUUUCCGCCUCCUUUGCUCAGUUUAUUCCUAAGUGUUUACUCUUUUUGUUGCCAUUAAAGAUGGAAUUUAUUAUGUUCCUCUUUGGAUUUUUCCUUGUUAUUGUAUAGAAAUGCAAUUGAUGUUUAUAUGUUGAUUUUGUGUCCUACAACUUUAUUAGUUCCAUUUUUUUUUCUUUGGUAUAAUCUUUAGAGUUGACUACAUAAAAGGUCAUGCCACCUGCAAACAGGUAAUUGUACUACUUUCCUUCCAAUUUGGAUGCUUUUUAUUUCUUUUUCUUGCCCAAAUGUACUAGUUAAGAUUUCCAAUACUAGUUCCUGCUAUCGCUUAGCAGGUGAAGGAUCUAGAGUUGCCGCAGCUGUGGCUCAGAUUCGAUCCCUGGCCUGGGAACUUGCAUGCUGCAGGCAUAGCAAAAAAAAAAAGGAAGGGGGGAAAAAAAAAGACUUCCAAUACUGUGUCGAAUGGAAGUGGUGAGAGUGGGCAUUUUUGUUUUUGCUCCUGACCUUAGGAAAAAAGCUUUCACUGUAGAGUAGAUUUAGCUGGGGCUUUUUAUUUGGCUGUGUGAUGUUGGGGCAGCUCCCUUCUAUUCCGAGUUGGUUGAGUAUUUCUGUCAUGCAAGGGUAUUCAGUUUUGUCUAACUUUUUUUUCUGCAUCAGUUGACAAGAUCAUAUUUUUCCUUUGUUCUCUUAACGUGUGUAUUAGUUGCUCUGACAGUGGCGACUGCAUCUUGGUGAGAGUGGAUCCUGGGGCCUCACACUGUAACAGCGGAACCAUCUCUCCCUUCAGUGGUUGCUUCAAACUUUAGAAGCUCCGAAGUUUGUUCAUGUUUGUUUAUAAUUCUUAUGUCUUCUUGGUGAAUUCUCAGCCUUUAAAUUUAAACAACACUAAGAUGAUGAAAUUAUAGGAUUAUGGGAUUUACUUUAACAUAAUUCUUUGGGUUGGGGCCAGGGGAUAGCUAGAGAUAAAACAAGAUUGGCCAGGAGCUGGUAACUCCGAAGGCUGGAAGGGUGGGUACAGGUAGUUUCCUCAGGGUUCAGCAGACCUUCUCUGAAGAGGCAGAUAUUAAUAAAUACUUGUGAUAUUGAGGGGCCCACAUUUUCUCUUGCAGCCACACUCCAUAUGUGUGGACUUGGAUGGCAUCAGAAGACACAGUGGACAGUGAGUGUUUCAGUCAAACUUUAUGGGAUUUCAUGUGCCACGAUAUAUUCUUUGUAAGUUGUUCCACCAUUUAAAAACGUAAAAACCAUUCUUGACUUGUGGGGCGCGCAAGUACAGGGGGUCGGCCUUUUGUGGCCAAUAGGCUGUAGUUUGCCAGCCGGUGAUUGAUAGACUCUUGUCGCUCUUGGAUACAGCUGACAUUUUCCAUUAAAAAAAAAAAUGUUACUUUUUAAAUAUUUGUUACCCUGUUUUUGAUCAUGAAAGUAAUGUAUAUUCAUUGUAAAAAGUUGUUAAAAAGCCAAUACACACAAAAAUUAAAAUGCUACCCAUAAUUCUA
This is a messenger RNA of Sus scrofa (pig), 12723 nucleotides long. NCBI's taxonomy places the organism in Eukaryota, Metazoa, Chordata, Mammalia, Artiodactyla, Suidae. The record is from RefSeq and is a predicted model, not a curated record.